Messenger RNA from Bactrocera tryoni, 595 nucleotides. It is a transcript of the gene bcn92, whose product is annotated as protein bcn92. NCBI's taxonomy places the organism in Eukaryota, Metazoa, Arthropoda, Insecta, Diptera, Tephritidae. The transcript has 3 exons. Gene Ontology annotation, biological process: iron-sulfur cluster assembly. The record is from RefSeq and is a predicted model, not a curated record. Bases 122 to 400 code for a protein of 92 amino acids. Gene Ontology annotation, cellular component: mitochondrion; L-cysteine desulfurase complex.
GCUAAGUUUUUAUGGAGUUUUAAUGCGUUUGCGCCAAUUCGUGUAUUUAUAUUAUAAUUUCACAAAAUUGGUGUACCUCUGACCGGCAAAAAAGAAUUUACUUUGACAGAAAGUUGCAAAAAUGUCAACAAGACGGCAAGUAAUUACGAUUUAUCGCCUACUUUUGCGUGAGGCUGAAAAAAUCCCUGCCUACAAUUUCAGAAUGUAUGCCGGACGGAAAAUACGCGACACAUUCCGUGAAAAUAAAAGUAUUAGUGACUUUGCGGUUAUCGAUCAAAAACUGGCAGAAGCUAAACAAAAUCUGGAGCUUGUGCGGCGGCAGGUUAUCAUUGGACACCUGUACUCAGCCGAAAAACUUGUCAUUGAACAGCCUAAAAAAGCACUGCGUCGCUCAAAAUAAAAGCUGAAAUGUUUUUGAAUGCCCUAAAUAGUACUAUUGCAACUUGUUAUAUUCGCUACAUCAUAUUAGAAUUAGCAAUACUUUGACAAUUACAUUGUUUAUAUCGCAGUAACUGCAUUUAGGUUAGGAGGUUAAAAUUUGAGAUUUCAAAGGAAAGAAAAAAAGUUGAAAUAAAAAACGAGCUUUUAAUGUUAA